AUGGGCUGUUUGGAGGUGGGCAGUGCUAGGGGCUGUUUGGAGGUGGGCAGUGCCAGGGGCUGUUUGCAGGUGGGCAGUGCCAGGGGCUGUGUGGAGGUGGGCAGUGGCAGGGACUGUGUGGAGGUGGACAGUGCCGGGGGCUGUGUGGAGGUGGGCAGUGCCAGGAAGAGUAUGGAGGUGGGCAGUGAUGGGGGCUGUGUGGAGGUGGGCAGUGCCAGGGGCUACGUAGAGGUGGGCAGUGCCAGGGGCUACGUGGAGGUGGACAGUGCCACGCUACGUGGUGGUGGACAGUGCCAAGGCCUCUGCGGAGUGCCACGCUGUGUGGAGGUGGGCAGUGCCAUAGACUGUGUGGAGGUGGGCACUGCCAGGGGCUGUGAGGAGGUGGGCAGUGCCACAGACUGUGUGGAGGUGGGCAGUGCCAGGGGCUGUGUGGAGGUGGGCAGUACCAUAGACUGUGUGGAGGUGGGCAGUGCCAGGUGCUGUGUGGAGGUGGGCAGUGCCAUAGACUGUGUGGUGGUGGGCAGUGCCAGGGGCUGUGUGGAGGUGGGCAGUGCCAUAGACUGUGUGGUGGUGGGCAGUGCCAGGGGCUGUGUGGAGGUGGGCAGUACCAUAGACUGUGUGGUGGUGGGUAGUGCCACGGGCUGUCUGGAGGUGGGCAGUGCCAUAGACUGUGUGGAGGUGGGCAGUGCCAGGGACUAUGUGGAGAUGAGCAGUACCAAGGAUUGUGUAAAGGUGGGCAGUGCCAGGGUGUGUGUAGAGGUGGGCAGUGCCAGGGUGUGUGUAGAGGUGGGCAGUGCCAGGGUGUGUGAAGAGGUGGGCGGUGCCAGGGUGUGUGUAGAGGUGGGCAGUGCCAUAGACUGUGUGGAGGUGGGCAGUGCCAUAGACUGUGUGGAGGUGGGCAGUGCCAGGGGCUGUGUGGAGGUGGGCAGUGCCAUAGACUGUGUGGUGGUGGGCAGUGCCAGGGGCUGUGUGGAGGUGGGCAGUGCCAUAGACUGUGUGGUGGUGGGCAGUGCCAGGGGCUGUCUGGAGGUGGGCAGUGCCAUAGACUGUGUGGAGGUGGGCAGUGCCAGGGGCUGUGUGGAGGUGGGCAGUACCAUAGACUGUGUGGUGGUGGGUAGUGCCACGGGCUGUCUGGAGGUGGGCAGUGCCAUAGACUGUGUGGAGGUGGGCAGUGCCAGGGACUAUGUGGAGAUGAGCAGUACCAAGGAUUGUGUAGAGGUGGGCAGUGCCAGGGUGUGUGUAGAGGUGGGCAGUGCCAGGGUGUGUGAAGAGGUGGGCAGUGCCAUGAUGUGUGUAGAGGUGGGCAGUGCCAUAGACUGUGUGGAGGUGGGCAGUGCCAUAGACUGUGUGGAGGUGGGCAGUGCUAUAGACUGUGUGGAGGUGGGCAGUGCCAUAGACUGUGUGGAGGUGGGCAGUGCCAUAGACUGUGUGGAGGUGGGCAGUGACAUAGACUUUGUGGAGGUGGGCAGUGCCAGGGACUGUGUGGAGAUGAGCAGUACCAGGGAUUAUGUAGAGGUGGGCAGUACCAGGGGGGGGGUGGAGGUGGGCAGUGCCAGAGUUAUUAAGGUGGAUAGUGCCAAGGUGGUGCAGGGGGCGCCGAGCAGCGGCCCUGCCGCGAGGUGCUGCGUCGAGGAGGGGGGAGCAGGGGCGCGGGGUGCCGGCGUCAGGGGGAGGGUGCAGGAGGCUCCGGCGGGACGGCGGCUCAGGUUCUCAUAA
Eriocheir sinensis (Chinese mitten crab) is the source of this 1716-nucleotide messenger RNA. RefSeq names its product cysteine-rich, acidic integral membrane protein-like. The transcript has 5 exons. Bases 1 to 1716 code for a protein of 571 amino acids. The record is from RefSeq and is a predicted model, not a curated record. NCBI's taxonomy places the organism in Eukaryota, Metazoa, Arthropoda, Malacostraca, Decapoda, Varunidae.